CCCACUCCUCGCUCCCCAACCAUUCUCCUCCCCUUGCUCCAGUGCGGCGGCGCGCUCUCCGAACGCAGUUAUGCUGGGGGACGGGCGGGGGCGCGCGCUCGGAGCUCCCGGGCCAGGGGUCGGCGGCGCGCUGCCAAAGGGCAUCCCAGGAGGGAGGGCCGGGUGAGUUGCAAGUCCACUCGGCCGCCGCCUGAACUCGGAAGUGCAGAAAGAGAGAGCGGGUGGUUGUGCACGUCUCUGCUGCCGCCCGGGACAGCCCGGAGGGACAUCUUAUGGAUUUCUCCAGGAUCCUGCAAUAAGUAGCAAUGCUACCCAGAUGGGAACUGUUUCUCUACCUGCUCGUUUCUCUAGGUUUCCACUUUUAUUCUUUCUAUGAAGUCUACAAAGUCUCUAGAGCACAUGAGAAGUCACUGGACCAAGAGUUUGAGCUGGAGACAGAUGCUUUAUUUGGAGGAUUAAAGAAGGACCCUACUGACUUUGAAUGGAGCUUCUGGACUGAAUGGGGGAAGCAGGAACUGGUCUGGCUUUUUCUUGGCCAUGUGGCCAUGUCUCAAAUUGCCAUGCUCUUCAUGGGAAAGCACAGGCCCUGGUUUCUCAUGGUCUAUGGAAUGGGGGCCUGCUGGUACCUGAUGGGAGCUCAUGGCCUGGCAAUGGUUUUCCUCCACACCAUCAUUUCCUUCUCUGUGGCCCAGUUUCAGUCCACAAUCUUGUCAUGGCUGUGUUCCUUAUUGCUACUUUACACGCUGCAGGUUCAAGCUCUGGAAGAUGUAAAGAGAGGAUGGUAUAAAACAGAGAAUGAGUAUUACUUACUGCAGUUCACUCUGACGGUUCGAUGCCUCUACUACACCAGCUUCAGCCUUGAGUUCUGCUGGCAAGGACGGACCCCCAAGGGCUCCCCCUACUCCUUCUUCUGGCUAUUGGCUUAUGUUUUUUACUAUCCAGUCUUGCACAAUGGUCCCAUCCUCAACUUUUCAGAGUUCAUCAAGCAGAUGCAGAAUCAAGAAUCUUAUUCCCUAAAGGCCAAUCUUCAAAUUUUUGUCCUGGGAGUAAGUCGCCUUCUCUGCUGGUGGUGGUUGGCUGAACUGCUGAUUCAUUUAAUGUACAUGCAUGCUCUAUAUAGUAGUAGUUUCCUUCUGGAAGUUAUAUCUUCUUGGGCCUUAGGUGGACUAGCAUUAGCCCAAGUACUCUUUUUUUACGUGAAGUACUUGGUCCUUUUUGGUGUUCCUGCCCUGGCCAUGCAGCUGGAUGGACUCCGACCCCCUGCCCUUCCCCGAUGUGUGAGCACGAUGUACAGCUUCACUGGAAUGUGGAGGUAUUUUGAUGUUGGGCUUCAUAAUUUCCUAAUCCGAUACAUAUAUAUUCCGAUGGGAGGCUCCCGCCAAGGGGUGCUGGGAAUGCUGUUUUCCACAGCAAUGACCUUUGCAUUUGUGAGUUAUUGGCAUGGAGGGCAUGACUAUCUAUGGUGCUGGGCAGUGCUGAACUGGGUAGGAGUGGCAAUGGAGAAUGGAGUCCGAAGGCUUCUGUCAAUUCCCUUCAUUCGUGACAGUUUGGCCCAGCAUCUGUCCCCGCAAGCUCGCCAUCGACUGCAUGCUACCCUGGCUGGUGCCUCCACAUCAAUGCUGAUUCUGUCCAACCUGGUGUUUCUUGGGGGGAAUGACGUUGGGAAAAUCUACUGGAAAAGAAUCUUCUUGCAAGGUUGGCCGUGGGUGCACCUCUCAGUCAUGGGAUUCCUAUAUUCCUACUCCCACGUGGGCAUUGCCUGGGCUCAGACUUAUGCCACAGACUAAUACUACCUGCCUCCUAUUCCUGCUCAGACCUCCAUUUUAGGAAGAUCACCUUGACAUCUGAGUGGAAUGUGGACUGGAGUGGGGAGAGGCUUAAGACAAUGAAAUCAUUGGCAUAAGAGGGCUCCCCAUCAUGAUUUCGGACCUGAAGGAUUACUCACUCAGGGGAACUCAGGAAUUAUCUUCUACAUCACCUUCACUAGAUUUGUCCAAGACAUCUCCAGGGGAGCCCAACCUGGGGCUGAGAACUUGAAAUCACACAGCAUAUUUACAUACCAGAGGAAUUUUAUAUUUAAA
This is a messenger RNA of Phascolarctos cinereus (koala), 2081 nucleotides long. It is a transcript of the gene HHAT, whose product is annotated as hedgehog acyltransferase. The record is from RefSeq and is a predicted model, not a curated record. Gene Ontology annotation, molecular function: palmitoyltransferase activity. Gene Ontology annotation, cellular component: endoplasmic reticulum. NCBI's taxonomy places the organism in Eukaryota, Metazoa, Chordata, Mammalia, Diprotodontia, Phascolarctidae. Gene Ontology annotation, biological process: protein palmitoylation.